CGCGCAGUCACGGCCAUGGCGGCGGGCGGGCCGGUGGUGAACGGGGGCCGAGGGGCCCGGGCGGAGCGGGGGGCCCCGGGGGGGCCCGGGGGGCUCCGAGCGGCCGCCGGGAUGUACGAGCAGCUCAAGGGCGAGUGGAGCCGCAAGAGCCCCAACCUCAGCAAGUGCGGGGAGGCGCUGGGGCGGCUCAAGCUGGCGCUCCUGGACCUCAACUUCCUCCCCACCUCGGGCACCAAACUGACCAAGCAGCAGCUCAUCCUGGCCCGGACAUCCUGGAGAUCGGGCGCAGUGGAGCAUCUGAAGAAGGACAUCCCGUCCUUCGAGCGCUACAUGGCCCAGCUCAAGUGCUACUUCGAUUACAAGGACGAACUCCCCGAAUCCGCCUACAAGCACCCUUUGGGGCUGAACCUGCUGUUCCUGCUGUCCCAAAACCGCGGCGAGUUCCACACGGAGCUGGAGCGGCUGCCGGAGGACAUCCAGAGCAACGUCUACAUCAAGCACCCCGUGUCCCUCGAGCAGUACCUAAUGGAAGGCAGCUACAACAAAGUCUUCCUGGCCAAGGGCAACAUCCCGGCGGAAAGCUACACCUUUUUCAUCGAUAUCCUGCUGGACACCAUCCGGGAUGAGAUUGCCGGCUGCAUCGAGAAAGCCUAUGAGAAAAUCCUCUUCCCCGAGGCCACGCGCAUCCUCUUCUUCACCAGCGCCAAGAAAAUGACCGAUUACGCCAAAAAGAGGGGGUGGGUGCUGGGACCCAACAACUCAUACACGUUCGGCACCCGCCAACCCAAACCCGAAGACGCCACCAUCCCGUCCACCGAACUGGCCAAGCAGGUCAUCGAGUACGCGCGGCAGCUCGAGAUGAUCGUUUAGGGGGCGGGGGGCCCCAAAACCCCCCCCCCACCCCCCAAAAAUCCCCCCCCAUAUGUGUGUGCGUCCCCCCCCAUCCACUUUGGGUUCCCCGCCCCGUUACCCCCCGUUCCCACACGGUUUUGGGGCUGGCUUUUAAUUAUUUAAAGGAUUGUGGGGGUGGGGGUGGGAAGGGGGGGUUUGUGCCCCCCGCCCCACACCCCCAAUUUGGGUGGAAUUUGGGGUGGGGGGGGGCGGCUUUUUGCCCCCCUGCGGCUUCAAUAAAGCGCCGGUUGCUCUUC
Columba livia (rock pigeon) is the source of this 1148-nucleotide messenger RNA. RefSeq names its product proteasome 26S subunit, non-ATPase 8 (gene PSMD8). Gene Ontology annotation, cellular component: nucleus; proteasome regulatory particle, lid subcomplex; proteasome regulatory particle. Lineage: Eukaryota; Metazoa; Chordata; Aves; Columbiformes; Columbidae. The record is from RefSeq and is a predicted model, not a curated record. Gene Ontology annotation, biological process: proteasome-mediated ubiquitin-dependent protein catabolic process.